GUUUCUUUGGAGAAGAAAAACCUUAAGAUGGCAGGCAAAGGAAGUAACAGAGACUGCAUGUCAUGCAGUGUACUGAACUGGGAGCAGGUCAGCCGUCUGCAUGAGGUUCUUACAGAGGUGGUUCCGAUCCAUGGACGAGGUAACUUCCCGACACUGAAGCUAACUCUGAAGGACAUUGUUCAGACUGUUCGGAGUAGGCUGAGUGAAGCAGGCAUUGUGGUACAUGAUGUCCGUCUGAAUGGCUCUGCAGCUGGUCAUGUCCUGGUCAAGGAUAAUGGGCUGGGAUGCAAAGACCUGGAUCUCAUUUUUCAAGUUUCUCUUCCAAGUGAGGCAGAGUUUCAGUUAGUUCGAGAUGUGGUGUUGCGAUCCCUCUUGAAUUUCUUGCCAGAAGGAGUAAGCAAGCUAAAAAUCAGUCCAGUAACACUGAAGGAAGCCUACAUCCAGAAGCUAGUCAAAGUGUACACAGAAUCUGACCGCUGGAGCUUGAUAUCACUUUCCAACAAACAUGGUAGGAAUGUGGAGUUGAAGUUUGUAGACUGUAUAAGACGACAGUUUGAGUUCAGUGUGGACUCUUUCCAAAUCAUACUGGACUCCCUGCUCUUUUACUAUGACUACUCAGAAACCCCCAUGUCAGAACAUUUCCAUCCAACUGUGAUCGGGGAGAGCAUGUAUGGAGACUUUGAAGCAGCUUUUGAUCACCUCCAGAACAAGCUGAUAGCUACCAAAAAUCCUGAAGAGAUCAGAGGUGGUGGGCUUCUGAAGUAUAGUAACCUCUUAGUACGGGACUUCAGGCCCAUGGAUAAGGAUGAGAUCAAAACAUUAGAGCGCUACAUGUGCUCCCGAUUCUUCAUAGACUUUCCAGACAUCCUGGAUCAGCAGCGCAAACUAGAGACCUACCUCCAGAACCACUUCUCCAAAGAAGAAAGGAGCAAAUAUGACUACCUCAUGAUUCUGCGCAGGGUGGUGAAUGAGAGCACAGUCUGUCUCAUGGGACAUGAGCGAAGGCAGACUCUCAACUUGAUUUCGCUGCUGGCACUCAAAGUACUGGCAGAACAAAACAUCAUCCCUAAUGCCACUAAUGUUACCUGUUAUUACCAGCCAGCACCUUAUGUUAGUGAUGUAAACUUCAGCAACUACUAUCUUGCAAAUGCUCCUGUGCCGUACAGCCAGUCCUACCCCACUUGGUUGCCUUGCAAUUGAUUGUUUCGCUUGAGUGUUCUUGAGUAGAUGGAGGCUACUGAAGGCCAACAUGCUGAGUGUAUAUAGAUAAGAAAUAACUGUUAGUUGGAGGUUUUCUAAUGGAAACAUGACUGCAUCGGACUGUCCAUUUCCUGGUGUGUGGUAGGAAUAUGCAACCAGGUGACCAGCUAUGAACCUUUCAGUAUAUCUCUACAAAUGCCAAGAAGCCUUAUUACCUCUUCAUUAGAAGAGAACCAGCAGCCAAAUGUUAAGAGUAGUAGUUACAAAACUCUGUACUAGUUCUGGAAGUGGCUAUUAACAUGUGAUCUAAGUGGAGUAUUCAGUAAACCAGGUUAGUUAGUAGAGGAAAGACUGUAAAAUGUCUUGAGUGGAGCAGAAGCCACUUGUGGAAUAGCAGCAAAACUCUCUGCUUUCUAUUGCCUAACCUCAUUACUCUACACUUCCUCAGUUCAAGUUCUGGCCAGCUUUCUAUUGAACUAAUUGUGCUUGUGUCAUGCUUGGGCUGCUUCUACUUUCUGGCUGGACAGAACUGGUAACAGAAUGGAUACUGUCUGUCUUAUAGAGGGCCUAAAUGUUCUUUCCUGUAGUACCUAGGGAUAUAUGGUCCUGCCUCAAGUUCAAGAUUAAUUUCUUGGAAGUUGAAGAUGGAUUAGUAAAUCUAUCUCUAAAGCAUAAGCUGGCUAAACUUUUCUUGAGUACAAAAAUUUGGAAGGUGGCAUCUCUAAACAUGCACCAAAACACACUCUGAAACUUGCUAAUGUGAAAAGUCCUUGAAAUGAGGAAUUGAAGCCUGAAAUAGAA
This is a messenger RNA of Balearica regulorum gibbericeps (East African grey crowned-crane), 2001 nucleotides long. The record is from RefSeq and is a predicted model, not a curated record. Lineage: Eukaryota; Metazoa; Chordata; Aves; Gruiformes; Gruidae.